Molecule: messenger RNA, 1806 nt
Organism: Dujonia railenensis
Lineage: Eukaryota; Fungi; Ascomycota; Pichiomycetes; Serinales; Debaryomycetaceae
Source: the annotation of a GenBank genome assembly
AUGAGUAUGCUUCACACACAUGUCUACAACGGUGAUCACUUCAAGCCGGGGCACGCUAGAUCUCGUUCGUACAACGAGUUGUUGUCGCAGUUCAAGACCGCGAUUUCCUCGUCGUCUCCUACUGCGAAGUUAGUGAGUUCGCCGACCACUCCAAACACAACUUCCAGAAGCUCGUACGUGAAAAAACGCUCGUACAGUGAUCUUAUGAAAGAUACACCAUCCAUGGGAUCGGUCGGUAUUGAGACUACUAAAAGAUCAAGAACCGCUCCCCCUUCUCCACCUUACGAAUUCCCCGUGUACGAAAAGGCCCUGUUGCGCCCAACCACUCUUAACUUGAAGAACCAUAGGGUUAUACGGUCCAGAUCAUUGUCACCAAAUAAGAAGACCAGCUUUCUCGUGAGCAACCCUAUUUCACCUUCGGAUUCUCCAGCAACCUCUCCAGUUUUGGUGAAGAAUGAGACCGUGGCUGCAAAGCCUGGGUUAGCAGCUUCACAGCAGCCCAAAAUCACACAAGAAGAGACCGCUGUGUCUCCCGCUACUAAUGCUGCUACUCCUGCUGCUGUAGUUAAUGUCAAGUCAGUACAGCUCCCAUCGCUCUCUACUGCAUUGCAAUCCACUCCCAUGACCAGCGUCAAGUUGAACCCCAUCGCUCCAACCGUGUCCUUGGACUACUUCGACACAUACAAGCCUAAUGAUGAAAAUUGGCGCUAUGAAUUGUUAGAUUCCAUUACUAAAUCUUCCAAGCUGUUCAACCUCAACAGGUACAAUUAUCUCAAUAGAGCUGGUACUCAAUUGGAUUCAUUAAAGUCUGCUGCAUCAGGCCCCGUUUCACCACCUUCCACUUCUCCUUACAAGGUAGGCAAGCCAAGCUUCAAUUCCAAAAUAAGCUCCAAGAUUUUGCACCCAAUCAGUGAAAGAUCGACCGCUGCUUCUACAAAGUACCGUCCUUACAACUCGAAGUCUAUUCGUAAAUCCUAUUCGGAGAAAAAGAUCAAGUUCCCGUAUGAAUCCAACUAUACUUACCUUAACAAGACCUACAUGACGGAUGUGGAAAAGUACCCUGAGUACCUAGAGUUGGCACAAUCAUUGAUCCUGUUGUCGCAACUGGAUCAAAAUCUGUACGCUUACUCGCCUCCUCAAUCAGCUGUGGCAGAACCUCAACCUUACUAUAAACAGCAACAGCCAACACACCAACACCAACCACAACAAUUCCACCAGCCUCUUCAUCAGAGCUCUAUCCCUUUGAUGGCUUCUAUCCCAGCAAUUAUCCCAUCACCACCUUCUAUUAGCACACCCCAUCAAACCAUUGUUUCUCCAAUAAUGUCUGCAUUACCACAUCCACAUCUUCAUCAUCACCAGUACCAUCCUCAACAUCAUCACCACCAUCCAGCUCAAACUGGAUUCAGUACAUUUAUGAGUACCUACGACGUUCCAUCAACUCCACAAAAACAGCAAAAAUCAGUCCCUCUCACUCCCCCAUCUUCCAAGUCAAAAUCCCGUUCCGAAUUAUUAAAAUCUCCACCUAAAUCGUCUCAACAACAAAACACAAGAGUAUGUAUUUCAUGUGGAUCGGAUCAAUCUCCUUGUUGGAGACCAUCUUGGUCCAUAAAGGAAGGACAGUUAUGUAACUCAUGCGGACUCAGAUACAAGAAGACCGCUGCCAGAUGCCUUAACAAAGAAUGCAAGAAAAUCCCAGCUAAGGGUGAGUGGUCACUCAUGCAGAGCAAGGGUAAAUCUACAUUUGAAGAUGGUAAUGAAGGAUUCAGCUGUUUAGACUGUGGCUGGAGAGUCGAAGUUAAAAAAUGA